Molecule: messenger RNA, 2714 nt
Organism: Anopheles coustani
Lineage: Eukaryota; Metazoa; Arthropoda; Insecta; Diptera; Culicidae
Product: protein claret segregational
Exons: 2
Coding region: 211-2478 (755 amino acids)
Biological process (GO): microtubule-based movement
Molecular function (GO): ATP binding; microtubule motor activity; microtubule binding
Source: RefSeq, a predicted model, not a curated record
AACAAACGGUGUUGGUGAAGAUUCGUUGCAAAAAUUAGCUAGGUAGGCACACGAAUUAAACAUAGUAGCACAGUGAAUGGCGUAUUAGCUAUAUUUUGGUAUCGUUUUAUCUUCCAUAGACGUGACUAAUUGAGUGUUAACCAAAACGGUAGGUUUGUGACGGAAAAGACAGAGUGGAAGCUAACGCCUCAAGUGAUCCAGCAAAGUGAAAUGUUCACAAUGGACUCCAAGAUACCGAAACCGUCGUUCCUCAGAAAACCGGCCGGCCCUAUGAGCUUACCCGGGAAUGCCCGGCUACCGUUGAGUAGAGAUUUGCUUAAUCUACCAUCCGCUAACUCGACCAUGUUCUCAAAGGUACGUGCAGCAUCACCGGAGCAGCGAAGCAAUGGUGUGCUAAACCGUGCCAAACUUCGCCGCAGCCGGUCGGCAACUGAUCUUAAUCGACCCGACUUCCAUCGGCCCAAAUAUGUGACCAACCUGGGGACGAUUCCAUCCCGAACGGUCAACAUCAGUGCGGCCACCAUCGCUAUGAUGGCCAGCAGUGAUUUGGUGAAAUCGGUGCACGGUGAUGGAUUCAAAAAUGGCCCCUCUCAACACCAUCAUCUUCGCCGGAGUCGUUCUGCCUGCGACAUUGCGAUGAAGUCCAACGUUUCGACGGCCUCAUCAACGACAACCUCGUCGUCCACCAGCGGACCGAAACCGUUGGCCGGAAUCAAACGACAACCGGUGGCAGCUGUUACAAUCUCGCGCAAUUACAAUGGGCCGGCAAAGGUGGCAAAGAUUGAUACGGCACGGGUUGGGGCAGUUGGUGUUGCAAGAAACGUAGCGCAGAAGCCGGCGGUUUCAGUCCCGCCCGCUGCAACAGCGAGAAAACCUAUGCAAUUGCCGAAAACUAUUGUUGGAACGAAUGCAGCCACUGGCUCUAAAACCGGAGGCCCAAAUGGAACUAAACCGAGCGGAACUGCUAAAACCAUGACGAAACGCAUCCCUCCGUACGACUACAAAGCACGUUUUGCUCAAUUGCAUGAGAAGCAUAAGGCGCUGCAGGCAAAGUACGAAAAGCUUACGGAAGACCACGCUAGCCGCGAAUCGCUCCAGGAACAGUAUCAGGAUUGCGUGAGCGAGCUAGAGGAGUUAAAAACCCAGUACCAGGCGGUGACAAGUGAAUUUAAAGCGACCAGCGAAGAAAAUCGCGAACUCAAGCUGACCAGCCAGAAGCUAUCGGCGGCGCUGCAGGACACGGAGGCGGAACUGGACAAGUACAAGGUAAAGUUUACCACCACCCACGAAGAAAACCGUGAGCUCAAGAAACAACUCCGCGAGCUCGAGGAGCGGUCAGCCUUCCUGGAGGAAGAGAACGUUACCCUUCAGUACACGAACCAGCGGAACGCGGAGCUGCUGUUUCAGGCCAACAUCGAGCGGAAAGAUUUGCACAAUAUGGUCAUGGAUUUGCGUGGCAAUAUUCGGGUGUUUUGCCGCGUGCGGCCCCCGCUCGCUUCGGAGUUGCAUAGGGUCGAGUGCGGCUGGAAGUAUCUGGACGAACAGUCGCUCGAGCUGGCGGCGAUGGAUGGCACCAACAAGCGGAUCGAUUUCAGCUUUGACCAUGUGUUUCAUCCGAGAACUACACAGCAAGACAUUUUUGACAACGUAUCGCCCCUAAUACAGUCGGCUCUGGAUGGGUACAAUGUGUGCAUUUUUGCCUAUGGUCAAACGGGAAGUGGUAAAACGUACACCAUGGACGGUGUGCCGGAGGAUCUGGGAGUAAUCCCUCGAACAGUGGACCUAAUCUUCAAUGCCAUUAACGACUACAAACGCUUCGGUUGGGAGUAUGAGAUUCGUGUAACCUUCCUUGAAAUUUACAACGAGAUCCUGUACGACCUGCUGGACACAUCCGGCACGACGAAGGACCUGGAGAUACGGAUGGCAAAUGCGAAAAACAAAACCGAAGUGUACGUGUCGAACAUCAUCGAAGAGACAGUCGAUUCGACCGGUCGGUUACACCAGCUGAUGGCGAUCGCAAAGAUGAACCGGGCCACGGCGGCCACCGCCGGCAAUGAGCGUUCCUCGCGUUCGCAUGCGGUCACGAAAAUCACGCUUAUCGGUACGCACCAGGACAAGGGUGAAACGUGUGUCGGUUCGGUGAAUCUGGUCGAUCUGGCAGGCUCGGAGAGUCCAAAGACGAGCACCCGGAUGGACGAGACGAAAAACAUCAACCGGUCGCUGAGCGAGCUGAGCAAUGUCAUCUUGGCGCUGGUGCAGCGCAACGAACACAUCCCCUACCGGAAUUCGAAGCUAACGCAUCUGCUGAUGCCGAGCCUGGGCGGUAACUCGAAGACGCUGAUGUUCGUCAACGUGGCCCCGUUCCAGGACUGCUUCACGGAGACGGUGAAAUCGUUGCGCUUCGCGUCCCAGGUGAACUCGUGCAAGAUGCAAAAGGUUCGAAAAAACAAAGUGCUGAACAGUUCUAGCGUCGUUUAGGAAGGGUUUAUUGUGUUAAUUUAUAGAGCAAACAUUUGAAUAACAAAGCUAAGCAUAUAUCUGAAUAUUUUUUUAAACAAAACGAGCGAAUCAUUAUAUACUAACAAAACAGCGAGCACGCGAGCAUGCCAAAACGAACGGACAUUUUAUUCGACUGCAAGACUUGACUGUCGCAAACAUUUUUCAGAGCAUUUAUCGUUAGGUCAAACGGCAAGCGUUAUAUAUCGAAUAAUAGA